UUCCCGGACUUCCCGACCUCGGAAGUGCCACUAAUUCGUCGUGCAUCACAAGAUGAGUUCGUUCGGUCUUGCCAGAUGAAAAGAUGACGAUGACGACAGUGCACGACUCUGAGGGGAUAUCAGACCCGGAUGGAAUAAAUAAGUCAUUGUCAGUUGGAUGACAGAUGCUCCCACAAAAAUCGCUUGCAUCGAUAGAUGCUAUACAGCUCAGCCCUAGAUGUGAUAUGGUCGUGGGAUGGUAACGUGAACAACAUACAGAAAUAGAAUUGGGCACCUUCGUAAAGCUCCUGGUGCAAUACAAAAAAAAGUCAGAAGCUUAUAGUCAAGCGGUUCGCCAUCUACUAAGACGUCGGCAUUAGCUGAGUAUUCGAUACAAAAGGACCUGCGCCCCAUGAGAGAAUAGCAAGAAAGCAGCAUCUCACGUGCCUCGGGCUAAAGAAUAUGACGUCCAUACAAUCCAACUCCAAAGGUGUCGCAGUCAUCACUGGAUCCGCGCAAGGAAUUGGACGCAGCAUCGCAAUACGCCUUGCAAGUGAUGGCUAUGACCUCGUCAUCAACGAUUUGGAAAGCAACAGAGAGAACUUGGAGGAAGUCAAAAAGGACAUCGCUGCCGAUUUCCCGGAGCGCAGAGUGUUAACUGUGUUUGGGAAUGUCAGUGUCGAGGAGGAUGUCAAAGGCUUGAUUGAGAGCACAGUCAAAGAGUUUGGCCGCCUGAAUGUUUUUGUGGCAAACGCAGGCAACUUCGUAUCAAAACCAUUGUUAGAAACAACGUCCGAUGACUUCGAUUCUGUGCUCUCUGUCAACCUUAAAGGCACCUUCUAUAGCUAUAAGUAUGCAGCGCAGCAGAUGGUAGUUCAAGGUAAGGGUGGGCGAAUUAUCGGUGCGAGCUCCCUUGCGGGAAAGAAAGGUAAGUCCACAUAUGCGACUGUUUCUUCAUGGCAUGCUUCACUCAGCGCUUAUUGUGCAUCUAAGUUUGCUAUCCGAGGGCUGACGCAGACCGCAGCCAUCGAACUUGGUCGCAACGGAAUUACAGUGAACGCAUAUGCCCCAGGAGCAAUCGACACACCAAUGCGUAAGUUUCGAUCCAGAGAUCUGUGGAUCCAUUCUAAACGGUUGUCAUCAGUAGGUGACCUCGGAACUCCCCAGGAUAUUUCAAGUCUGGUUUCAUUUUUGGUGACCCCGGAAGCCCGUUUCAUCACAGCGAUCGAUGGGGGCACUUUUUUUGAUUGA
Suillus bovinus is the source of this 1230-nucleotide messenger RNA. RefSeq names its product acetoin reductase family protein. Lineage: Eukaryota; Fungi; Basidiomycota; Agaricomycetes; Boletales; Suillaceae. Gene Ontology annotation, molecular function: oxidoreductase activity, acting on the CH-OH group of donors, NAD or NADP as acceptor. The transcript has 7 exons. Bases 442 to 1230 code for a protein of 262 amino acids. The record is from RefSeq and is a predicted model, not a curated record.